AUGCUCCCGCCGCCCCCGCGCCAGCCGCCGCCCCAGGCGCGCGCGGUCCGCGGGGCGGUGCGCCUGCAGCGGGCCUUCCUGCGCGGCCCGCUGGGCGUGCUGCGGCUGCUCCAGCUGCUGGCCGGCGCCGCCUUCUGGAUCACCAUCGCCACGAGCCGGUACCAGGGCCCCGUGCACUUCGCGCUCUUCGUGUCGGUGCUCUUCUGGCUGCUGACCCUGGGCCUCUACUUCCUCACGCUGCUGGGCAAGCACGAGCUGGUGCCCGUGCUGGGCUCGCGCUGGCUCGUGGUCAACGUGGCGCACGACCUGCUGGCGGCCGCGCUCUACGGCGCCGCGACGGGCAUCAUGAUCUCCCAGACGCAGAGCCACAGCUACUGCAACCUCAAGGAUUACCAGAUGGCCUGCGCCUACCACGCCUUCCUGGCGGCCGCCGUCUGCGGCGGCCUCUGCCUCGGCCUCUACCUGCUCUCGGCGCUCUACGGCUGCUGCCGCCGCUACCAGGGGGAGCAGGAGGUGGCGUGAGCCGCCGCGCCGCGGGGCGGGGACCCUCCCGACACCGACGCCCCCGUCCUUCCUGCCGCCGCCGCCCCGCGCCCGUGCGCCCCGGCACCCACCCGUUGCCCCACGCUCCCGCCGCCGCCCGCGCCCAGGCGCCCUGGCCCUCAGUUCCCGCCCGACGGCCGCGCCGCCGCCCACGCCGUUCGUUUCCAGGGACCCGGGCAAGGCCACGUCCGAGGAGGUGGCCCCCACGCUCAGCCUGGCCGCCCGAAGCGAAACCUCGCGGUUCCUCGUUCCCUUCCCUGCCGAGAGCGAGACGUGUACAGGCGCCGCGUAGAUCCGGGGGAGGCUCCCAAUUGGAACGAGCGUUUGGCUGCGCCACUGCCCCCUCCUUCCCCACCCCGCGGUCGGAAGAGCACCCCCGUUCCCUGGCCCCUCUUCCAGCCUCGAGUGCCGUGAAGGGCAGGCUCGCAGCCGCGGGCGGAGCUGUGGACGGGCCUCCACGGGUCCUGGGACGAGCGAAGAGUUUUCGUUUUCGUUGGGGAUUGUGUGAGCAUCCAGCGCAGUCUGUGCUGUGACGUUGGGGUGGGGCCUGUCUGCAGAGGUGAGGACGGAUUGGAAAGGCCCGCGGGCUGCACCUUUGCACCUUUGGAGUCUUCUCUCCCUCUGCCUGCUCAGCCUUUGUCCUCGCGGUUCUUGGAGGCCAGGCCCAAAUGCACACGACUUUCCCAGGCCUCACCUUACCAGCCUUCCUCUCAGGGGCUUCUACUCCACCCACCCCCCCACCUCCCAGUUUCUUUUUGCCUUAGGGAUCCCACAGGACCGGAAGGAAUGUCAGGGUGAGCCUCACCCCUUGCUCUUGGGAAAGCCGGAAUAAGAUUGGAACCCCGUUGCGGACUCCCAUUAGAACCCUGUUUCCAGACUCCCAGUCCAGCAGUUUACAUUAGAGCAGUGGGUGUUCCCAGGAGCCCUGGCUCAGGAGCUAUCCUCUAAAAGGGGGCUUCACUGCCAAAUGGGUUUCUCAAAGGUGCUAUCUCCUCUUGGAGAUUCACGAGGCUCGUUAGCAUAUCAAAGGUUCUGAGAAGUCCGGCUGUAAAAGAAGCCCAAGUAAUUUAGUUUACAGUGUUAACUGCCUCUGGACCUGGACCAAUUAGUUUUUGCCACCUAAGGCUUCCAAGCAUCCCUGUGCGGGCCUGGCUGUCAUUCAUUCCUAAGGGAUACAACCCACUGGCUACAGUAUGAUUGAAGAUCUGGGGUGCUCCUUUUAUUUACCAGGGAAUUUCUGUAGCUGAGGGAGGGCCUGACCCAGUGAGGGAGAAGAUGGCUGUCCCUGCCAGGCCCCUGAGGGACCUGGGAACUGGUGGAUCUGAACAUUCCUCUACAUUGUUUGCAAAAUGAAGCCAAAGUCAUCCAGGUGGUUUCCAAGUCAAUUGGAGCAUUACCUGUAAGAGAUGCUGGCAUUGACUGUGACCAACUGGCGGGAGUGGGGCACAGUCACCAAAGAGAAGAAAACUCCCAAGCUGGGGUGAACAGCUGGCCCAGCCUCCGUAAGGUUUCCACGUUGCUGAGGCCGUGGAGGUUCCCGUAGCCGGUCAUGCGGUCAUGCGACCUCUCCCCCCGGGCUUGCUUCCCUGGGCAGGGGACGCCUUUCUGGUCUGGGCCAGCAGAGGGCUGCGGAGUGGGGAGAGCCAACGACGACCUCUGCCCAGCAGCUUUCCGCCAACGCUAUCCAGUGGGAGAUCCGGGAUGAGUGAAGAUUCGUUUUACUGUAACACAAGAGAAAUCCUGAUUCUCCUUGUGCUGACUUACUUGGGCACGAGAUUCCAGACACCUGGAACUGAGCCGUGCACCUCUGUGCUCUAAACAGUGGGGUUUGGCUCCAGCUUUUUUC
Molecule: messenger RNA, 2389 nt
Organism: Lynx canadensis (Canada lynx)
Lineage: Eukaryota; Metazoa; Chordata; Mammalia; Carnivora; Felidae
Gene: MARVELD1
Product: MARVEL domain containing 1
Exons: 2
Coding region: 1-522 (173 amino acids)
Biological process (GO): myelination
Cellular component (GO): membrane
Molecular function (GO): structural constituent of myelin sheath
Source: RefSeq, a predicted model, not a curated record